UGCACUCGUUUCAUAAUGGCAAAAGAACGAAGCCCACGAGAACAAUGGCAAAGUGGCGAAGCCCAGUUUUGACAAUGGCUAAAUCCCAAAUUUCUCCGCCGCCGCCGCCCGCCGUCGCCGCUCUCGCUCGCACCGUCGCAUCGCCGCAGGAUUCGCAAAGAUGGCGGUGCCGCUGCUGACGCAGAAGAUCGUGAAGAAGCGGGUGAAGCAGUUCAAGAGGCCCCACCUCGACCGCUACAAGUGCCUCAAGCCAAGCUGGCGCAGGCCUAAGGGUAUUGACUCCCGCGUCAGGCGGAAGUUUAAGGGAUGCACCUUGAUGCCCAACAUUGGAUACGGCUCUGACAAGAAGACCAGACACUACCUUCCAAACAAGUUCAAGAAGUUCGUUGUACACAAUGUCUCUGAGCUUGAGCUGCUUAUGAUGCACAACAGGACGUACUGUGCUGAGAUUGCCCACAACGUCUCCACCCGCAAGCGCAAGGAGAUUGUCGAGCGCGCUGCGCAGCUGGACAUCGUGGUCACCAACAAGCUUGCCAGGCUCCGCAGCCAGGAGGACGAGUGAAAUGUUCAGUAGUUGCAGUUGCAGUUGCGUUAGAGCAGUACUGAGAUUGAAGAUACCUUUCCAGUUUCCACCAUUUGUAUGCUUGUGUUAGACUUGUUCUGUAGACGAAAUUUUGCUAUGAGUGAAUGGCGAACCCCAUCUAGUUUUGACCUGACAUCCAUAAAGUGUGACAGUGAUUUCCUAUCGCUUCAGAUUUUGAGUACAAAUUUUGUUACUGUGCGUCCAUGAUGUGUCGCAAAUA
Molecule: messenger RNA, 803 nt
Organism: Panicum virgatum (switchgrass)
Lineage: Eukaryota; Viridiplantae; Streptophyta; Magnoliopsida; Poales; Poaceae
Product: 60S ribosomal protein L32-1-like
Exons: 4
Coding region: 161-562 (133 amino acids)
Biological process (GO): translation
Cellular component (GO): cytosolic large ribosomal subunit; ribosome
Molecular function (GO): structural constituent of ribosome
Source: RefSeq, a predicted model, not a curated record